Molecule: messenger RNA, 282 nt
Organism: Phytophthora sojae
Lineage: Eukaryota; Oomycota; Peronosporomycetes; Peronosporales; Peronosporaceae
Exons: 1
Source: RefSeq, a predicted model, not a curated record
GAACAAGCCCAUGAACUUUUGAUUUGCCAAGGUGGUGUCUUUAGAGGAGCACAAGUGCACUGGUCAGUCGUCGAGAAGGAAUCCUACCCCGUGGUUCGAGCGUGUAUCUCAUUGGAUUACAUCCUGGAGAGAGAAGGAGGGUUCAAAGCUUUCUGUGACCAUUCUAAUUUGAUUCAGAUUUUCUCGCCUUCAGAAGACGUCAAGAAGCACACCCGGGGCAAGUUACUCCGGUGGGCGCUGCGCAUUUGCGAUACACGACUGAGCAUAUCGACGGCGAACGGA